Messenger RNA from Entrophospora sp. SA101, 525 nucleotides. The record is from the annotation of a GenBank genome assembly. NCBI's taxonomy places the organism in Eukaryota, Fungi, Glomeromycota, Glomeromycetes, Entrophosporales, Entrophosporaceae.
AUGGCAGACCAUCAUCCAGAAAGUAAUGGAAUUCAUAUUGAGGCGCAUCAACAACAAAUAAUACCUCAACAGCACCAGCAGCAACAAAUAAUACCCCAAGCUCAACAACAUGUUAAUGGAAUUUCUACUGUUCCACAACAUCACAACAAUGAAUCCUAUGCCUCUAAUCCUUAUAUUACUCCUCAAAAUGAAGUACUUGACCAUUCAAAACACGAUCGUGAAAUAGUUAUUGAAGUGAGUCCAAAUGACGUAUUUGAUGUUUACGUUACUCGUAAUAGAGAGAGAGUUUGGUUGAUUGAUUUUAAUCCAUUUGGAUCUAUGACAGAUAGUAUUUUAUACUCGUGGGAAGAAAUCUUGUCAGAAACAUUAUCUUCUUUGACAUUAUUUAGAAUUGUAACCUCACAGAUAGAAGCAAGCCAAUUUCAUAAUCAAAAUUUUUCAGUAAAUAGAUAUCCACGAGAAGUCAUUGAUUUUUCACAAGGUCAAACUGUGAUUGAAUUUGCUGAAAGAUUUCAACGUGAAUUG